CAAUGAUUUGAUGUGUGUCACGGUCUGAAAAAUGGUGUGAAAGAAUUUGCUGAGUUGCCAUGGGGAUUUGCACCAACAUGAUUGAACAUUCUUCAGGCAUGACGCUUCGAACAGUCUGAAAUGGCAUCAGAGAACAUUACCACAGAUGCACAAACUAUAUUCUUCAACGAGAGCUUUUUCAACGCCACCACCAGCGUGGACCUCAUCUACCACCAACACCGAUACAUCUCCUUUCCAGGCCAAGUCAUCAUCACCACCAUCUACUUAUUCGGUGCCACUGCCAACAUAUGCUCCUUGUUGUUGUUGUCGAGAGGCGAGACGGCCCGCAAUCGGAAACUGACCCUCAUGAUCCGGUGUCUGGCCGCUAGCGAUCUCAUGGCCCUGUGCAGCUCCCUUAUCUUGGUGUACAUGCUGAUCUACUUACAUCCUCAUCUGUUGGCAAGUCGCUGGUUCUGUGGACUGAGGGUACUCACUCGGUUUUUCGGGUUCAGCUCUGGCAGUGUUGCUUCUGUGAUGGCGAUUGAACGUUUCAUCGCACUCACCACACCUUUUUUCUACCAAAAACAUAUCACACACAAACUCAUCAAAAGAGCCAUUUUUAUUUUGUGGUUCAUCGUACUUUUUGUGGUGCUACUACCGCUAGCUGGCUUUGGACUCUACUACGAAGAAGACGCUGAGACUGGUGCAUACUCCUGCGCGCGAUACCGCCAAGCAACUAAGCCAAGCGAUGUUGCCUAUGCAUAUGUUGUCUUUGGUUUCGGCACAGCCAUGUGUUUGGUAAUCGUCAGCUGCAAUCUUGCAGUGGUGGGUGCCUUGUGCCGCCUCAGCCCCGAGAGCAGCAAAGUCCGCCGCACUACAGUAUCCAAAGACCACCGGGAGCUAGCUUUCAACCAUACCACACAAGAGGAACUAUCCUUCGCCAAACUCAUGGUUGUCCUCUGCGUUUUCUACGUUGCUUGCUGGUUACCUCAAAUGGUGACCAUCAUCAUUGCCCAGGUGAAUCCGGAUUUGAAAAAGCAUGUCUUCUUCCGGUUGGCUGACGUGUGCACGGCGACCAACUUCGUCCUGGAUCCCAUCAUAUACGUCCUGUCGCGUCGCCCCCACAGGCGUGGUUUGAGGCGGCUCCUGAAACCGAUCUGUCACCACUGCUGGACACAACCAGACAUAUCCAGCUGCACCGGAUCCAACAGCCAAGGUCAGGAAAUGUCCAGAAAAUAAGCUGUUUUGUGCCAGAACUUUCCGGAACUCCAGGAUUUUGAAGACAUUAUUACCCUUUUCAGAGACAUUUACCAAUUAUUUAUUGACGUUUUACCUACUAAUUUCAAAACUAUUGAAUUUGACUCUGUAAAAUAAAACUUAA
Molecule: messenger RNA, 1360 nt
Organism: Uloborus diversus
Lineage: Eukaryota; Metazoa; Arthropoda; Arachnida; Araneae; Uloboridae
Product: prostaglandin E2 receptor EP4 subtype-like
Exons: 6
Coding region: 121-1218 (365 amino acids)
Biological process (GO): inflammatory response; adenylate cyclase-activating G protein-coupled receptor signaling pathway; positive regulation of cytosolic calcium ion concentration
Cellular component (GO): plasma membrane
Molecular function (GO): G protein-coupled receptor activity
Source: RefSeq, a predicted model, not a curated record